Molecule: messenger RNA, 2698 nt
Organism: Mandrillus leucophaeus (drill)
Lineage: Eukaryota; Metazoa; Chordata; Mammalia; Primates; Cercopithecidae
Gene: ADGRE1
Product: adhesion G protein-coupled receptor E1
Exons: 18
Coding region: 59-2296 (745 amino acids)
Biological process (GO): cell surface receptor signaling pathway; adenylate cyclase-activating G protein-coupled receptor signaling pathway
Cellular component (GO): membrane
Molecular function (GO): G protein-coupled receptor activity; calcium ion binding
Source: RefSeq, a predicted model, not a curated record
ACCGAAAACCCAGGGUGUAGAAAAGCUUCUUCUCUUUGAAUGACAGAACCACAGCAUAAUGCGUGGCUUCAACCUGCUCUUCUUCUGGGGAUGUUGUGUUAUGCACAGCUGGGAAAGGCACACAGGACCCACACUGAAACCAACGACAAAGGAUAAUAAAUGUAGAGACAGUACCAUGUGCCCAUCUCAUGCCAUCUGCACCAGCACUGUGGACAGUUACUAUUGUGCUUGCAAACAAGGAUUCCGGUCCAGCAAUGGACAAAAUCACUUCAAGGAUCCAGGAGUGGAAUGCAAAGAUAUUGAUGAAUGCACUGAAAUGUGUCCCAUCAAUUCAACAUGCACCAACACUCCUGGGAGCUACUUUUGCACCUGCCACCCUGGCUUUGCACCAAGCAAUGGACAGUUGAAUUUCACAGACCAAAAAGUGGAAUGUAGAGAUAUUGAUGAGUGCCGCCAAGAUCCAUCAACAUGUGGUCCAAAUUCUAUCUGCACCAAUGCUCUGGGCUCCUACAGCUGUGGCUGCAUUGCAGGCUUUCGUCCCAAUCCAGAAAGCUCCCAGAAAGACGGCAACUUCAGCUGCCAAAGGGUUCCCUUCAAAUGUAAGGAAGAUGUGAUACCCGAUAAUGAGCAGGUCCAGCAAUGCCAAGAGAGAACCACAGUGAAACCUGAAUAUGUCUCCUUCUGUGCACAAAUAAAUAACAUCCUCAGUGUUCUGGACAAAGUGUGUGAAAAUAAAACAACUGUAGUUUCUCUGAAGAAUACAACUGAGAGCUUUGUCCCUGUGCUUAAACAAAUAUCCACGUGGACCAACUUCACCAAGGAGGAGACGUCCUCCCUGGCCACAGUCUUCCUGGAGAGCGUGGAAAGCUUGACACUGGCAACUUUUUUGAAACCCUCAGCAAAUGUCACUCAGACUGUUCGGACGGAUUACUUAGACAUUGAGAGCAAAGUUAUCAACAAAGAAUGCAGUGAAGAGAAUGUGAACUUGAGCUUGGCAGCCAAGGGGGAUAAGAUGAAGAUCCGGUGUUCCACAAUUGAGGAAUCUGAAUCCACAGGGACCACUGGUGUGGCUUUUGUCUCCUUUGUGGGCGUGGAGUCUGUUUUAAACGAACGCUUCUUCCAAGACCACCAGGCUCCCCUGACCACCUCGAAGAUCAAGCUGAAGAUGAAUUCUCGAGUCGUUGGGGGCAUCAUGACUGGGGAGAAGAAAGAUGGCUUCUCAGAUCCAGUCAUCUACACUCUGGAGAACAUUCAGCCAAAGCAGGAGUUUGAGAGGCCCAUCUGUGUUUCCUGGAGCACCGAUGUGAAGGGUGGAAGAUGGACAUCCUUUGGCUGUGUGAUCCUGGAAGCCUCUGAGAUACAUACCGUCUGCAGCUGUAAUCGGAUGGCGAAUCUUGCUGUUAUCAUGGCUUCUGGGGAGCUCACGAUGGACUUCUCCUUGUACGUCAUUAGCCACGUGGGCAUGAUCAUCUCCUUGGUGUGCCUCGUCUUGGCCAUCGCCACCUUUUUGCUGUGUCGCUCCAUCCGAAAUCACAUCACCUACCUCCACCUGCACCUCUGCGUGUGUCUCCUCUUGGCCAAGAUCCUCUUCCUCGCCGGUAUAGACAAGACUGACAAUCAGAUGGGCUGCGCCAUCAUCGCGGGCUUCCUGCACUACCUUUUCCUUGCCUGCUUCUUCUGGAUGCUGGUGGAGGCUGUGAUGCUCUUCUUGAUGGUCAGAAACCUGAAGGUGGUGAAUUACUUCAGCUCUCGCAACAUCAAGAUGCUGCACAUCUGUGCCUUUGGUUAUGGGCUGCCGGUGCUGGUGGUGGUGAUCUCCGCCAGUGUGCAGUCGCAGGGCUAUGGAAUGCAUAAUCGCUGCUGGCUGAAUACAGAGACAGGGUUCAUCUGGAGUUUCUUGGGGCCAGUUUGCACAGUCAUAGCGAUCAACUCCAUCCUCCUGACCUGGACCUUGUGGAUCCUGAGGCAGCGGCUUUCCAGUGUCAAUGCCGAAGUCUCAACACUAAAAGACACCAGGUUACUGACCUUCAAGGCCUUUGCCCAGCUCUUCAUCCUGGGCUGCUCCUGGGUGCUGGGCAUUUUUCAGAUUGGACCUGUGGCAGGUGUCAUGGCCUACCUAUUCACCAUCAUCAACAGCCUGCAGGGGGCCUUCAUCUUCCUCAUCCACUGUCUGCUUAACCACCAGGUACGAGAAGAAUACAAGAGGUGGAUCACUGGGAAGAUGAAGCCCAGCUCCCAGUCCCAGACUUCAAGCAUCUUGCUGUCCUCCAUGCCAUCCACUUCCAAGACGGGUUAAAGCCCUUUCUUGCUUUCAAAUAUGCUAUGGAGCAACAGUUGAGGACAGUAGUUUCCUGCAGGAGCCUACCCUGAAAUCUUCUCUUCGCAGCUUGACAUGGAAAUGAGGAUCCCACCAGCCCCAGAACUCUCUGGGGAAGAAUGUUUGGGGCCGUCUUCCCAGGGUUGUAAGCACUGAUGAGAAUCAGGGGUUUCUGCUCCAAAUGAUCAUUUUAUCUUCUGUGCUCUGCAACUCCUUGAGUUCCAGAGUUUUUGAGAACAGACCCAAAUUCAAUGGCAUGACCAAGAACAUCUGGCGACCGUUUUGUUUUCUCCCACCCUUGUUGGUGCAUGGUUCUAAGCGUGCCCCACUAGCGCCUAUCACACGCCGGACGCAGAGGACCUCUCAGUAAAUUAUUUGUCG